Messenger RNA from Pimephales promelas (fathead minnow), 2276 nucleotides. RefSeq names its product amyloid beta precursor protein binding family B member 1 interacting protein (gene apbb1ip). Gene Ontology annotation, cellular component: cytosol; plasma membrane. The record is from RefSeq and is a predicted model, not a curated record. Lineage: Eukaryota; Metazoa; Chordata; Actinopteri; Cypriniformes; Leuciscidae. Gene Ontology annotation, biological process: signal transduction.
UCAGCCUGCUGCAUGUGGGUUGGGUGGUGUCUAACGUUAAACAGGAAAGAGAGGCAUUUUACUGAAAACUUAUUUAUGACCACAUCACCUACUGAAAGGCAUUAAAGCUGAAAGAUAAACAGAUAAACCAAGAUGGACGACAUUGAUGCCAUGUUCAGCGACAUGCUGCAGGAGAUGGAUCUCCUAACGCAGAGUUUGGGAGAAGAAGCAGAGUCUGCACCUUUGCCUAAACCUCCCUCCAUUCCUGCCCCCCAGGAAAUGAACUUUUCCAUUGGUUUUACAGAUUUGAAUGCAUCCCUGCAUGAGAUGGAAGACAAUGACUUAGACGCCUUGAUGGCUGACCUGGUGGCGGAUAUCAGUGCCACGGAGGAAAAGUUUGCCACAGACAGAGAUACGUCAAAGGGGUCAGCUCCAUUUCCCCCAACACCCAUACAGCCUCAGAGUAACUUUGGCCUUCCAGUGUCAACUGACACCUCAAAAUCUGCAACUUCCUCCAACUCAAUUGCAGCUCCGCCCCCACCUCCCGCCUCUAAACCAUCAAGGGAAGAACAAGAGGAACAGAUGAAAGCAGAUAAAAUCAAGCUUGCUUUGGAGAAGUUAAAGGAGGCCAAAGUGAAAAAGCUGGUUGUAAAAGUGGAGAUAAUGGAUGGCAGCUCAAAGACUUUGAUGGUGGAUGAGAGACAAACAGUAAGAGAGGUGAUGGACAACCUGUUUGAGAAGACACAUUGUGACUGCAAUGUGGACUGGUCUGUGUGCGAGACCAACCCUGACUUACAGACUGAACGAGGGUUUGAGGACCAUGAGAACCUAGUCGAGCCUCUUUCUACAUGGACCAGGGACAGUGAAAACAAAGUGGUUUUUCAUGAGAAAAAGGACAAAUAUGAAGUGUUCAAAAACCCCCAGUUUUUUUAUAUGUGGAAAAAAGAUAAGAAAUCUCUAAUGGACAUGAAAGAAAAAGACAAAGAACAACUUCUGGAGGAGAAUUUUUGUGGAGCCUCCAUCAUUGUGCCUGACCUUGAGGGCCUUCUGUAUAUGAAGGAAGAUGGCAAGAAAUCCUGGAAACAGCGCUACUUCCUACUUCGGGCCUCUGGAUUGUAUUACUCACCCAAAGGCAAGACAAAGGCAUCACGGGACCUUGUGUGCUUGGUGCAGUUUGACAAUGUGAACGUCUACUACUGCAAAGAAUACAGAAUCAAAUACAAAGCACCAACAGACCACUGCUUCAUUCUCAAGCAUCCUCAAAUUCAAAAAGAAUCCCAAUACAUCAAGUAUCUGUGUUGUGAUGAUGAGCUGACCAUGACUCUGUGGGUGACUGGGAUACGUAUCGCAAAGUAUGGUAAGCAGUUAUAUGAAAACUACAAAGCCGCUGUAAGGAAAGCAGCCGGCACUGCAACCUGGGCUAACCGCACUAUCCAGGCCUCCUCCAGUGCAUCGACACCCUCUCCGACACCUAAAGCCAAAGCUGCGAAUGGACACGCUCCUCAGCUUCCAAAGGACACCAAGGGUCCUGGCAACCAAACAUCUUUCCCACCACCUCCACCUUCAAUGGAAACCCUGCCUCCUCCACCACCCGACCCCAUGUUGCCUCCUCCUCCUCCUGCUCCUCCAACCAAAGUCAACAAGUUUCCUCCUCCACCUCGAUUCCCACAAUCCUCCCUCCCACCUCCACCCAUGGAUGACCUGCCUCCACCUCCUCCUCCUCCAGAAGAUGUCGAGCUGCCCCCUGACUUUCUUCCUCCACCGCCUCCUAGUUUUGCACCUUACGGGGGAGACUCACUCCCCCCACCACCUCCAGACCCCAUUGCCUCCCUUCCACCUCCUCCUCCUGGUCCCCAAAACUUUGCAUCUGCAGGUGGAGCUCCACCACCGCCUCCACCCCCGCCUCCACCACCAGCUCCUGCACCGGCUACCAACCCAUCCGUCCGAAAAAUGGGUCCACCUCCACCAAAGAGAACUACACCUCAACAAACAGCGCCCCCAGGUGGCGAACUCAUGUCAGAACUGAUGACAGCAAUGCUGAAAAAGCGCAGUCAACAAUGAUCUUGAAUUCAGUUUGUGUAGUUGGACUAAGGAACUGACCGACAAGUUCUUGGCGUGACAUUAGGACACACAUCUUUAAUUCUUUGUUGGUCAAUGCUUGUAUUACACCACCAGACUAAAAUGUAAAUACUUUGUACUUAUGCACCUAAUCAGAUUAUAUGUAUUACAAAUAUUCUAUAUCAUCAUUGCUAAUGGAAUGUCAUAAUAAAUAAGGUCUUGCAGAGUUAACUGUUUAA